UCUUUCUUUUUGGUGGAGAUUCUUGGAACACGACCGUAGGAUUUAGUCCCAAAUAUUCAUUAUUAUCCAAAGGCCAUGCAUUUGAAGAUCUCCAUCAGUAACUCUUACAACCAUCUAUUUUUGAGAUUUUGUGUUUCGAAUCCUUGGAUAUGGCUUGAAGUGAUGGUCUUUUUCUUCUGGAUCGUGUGUUGGAACUCGUAAUAUUUAGAUUUCAUCUCAUCGGCUACGCAUUUAUGUGUCGCUUUGGCUGACUCGCUAGUCUUUUUUGUGGUCCAUUCUUGUAUCAUCCUUUUCUAUAUUAAAGCUGCUUCUUUGUUACAAGUACUUUCAUUAGAAUGAGCCUGCUGAUAGCUUCUUCAGCGGAUAUUAAGCAAAUUUGUGCGAAACUUGACUAUUUUUCUUAUCUCUGACCUACAGAAAAAUCGUGGAAUUAAAAGAAAUUUAUAUGGGUAGAUUUCGAACAGCAUAUGGAUCCGCAUUUAAAUCUCAUUGAUCUUAACUAAGUCGUACGUCAUCUCCUUUCCGAAUCGGUGGAUCUCGGAUGCCGUUGUAUUAAUACUGCCAGUUUUCUGUCGUGGCAUGGAAAUGUUUAGGCAUAUGUAUCCCAUCUUCAGGCAUGGGUUUAAAGGCUUUGUCCAUUCAAAUAGUCACAUAGGAUUGAACUUUAGAACUUCCAGAUGCACCUACUUUCACCCGAUCCCAUUUUGUUACCGGAUCCAUUCUUCUGCAGAAUGUUCGGUUCAAUCUUCAGAAGAGGAAGUUGUGAUUGCUUUAGGUAGCAAUGUUGGAGACAGAAUCCAUAAUUUCAAUAAAGCAUUGCAAAUGAUGAAGAAAUUAGGUGUAAAUAUCACAAGACAUGGCUGCUUAUACGAGUCAGAGCCUGCUUAUGUAACUGAGCAACCUUUAUUUCUGAAUUCUGCUGUCAGAGGUACCACAAAACUUGGGCCUCAUGAGUUAUUGAAAGCACUUAAACAGAUUGAGAGGGACUUAGGGCGGCAGGAUGGAAUUAGAUAUGGUCCAAGGCCAAUUGACCUGGACAUUCUUUUCUAUGGGAAGUGCAAAAUUGAGUCUGAAGAUCUUAUAGUGCCUCAUGAGCGUAUAUGGGAAAGGGCUUUUGUCGUAGCACCUCUUAUCGAUCUAUUGGGAUCAUCUAUUGACAAUGAUAAUGUGGCAAGUUGGCAUUCUUUAGUAGGACGAAGAGGUGGAAUAUUUGAAUUGUGGGAAAAACUAGGUGGUGAAUCCUUGAUUGGGAGCAAAGGAUUGAAAAGAGUUUUACCAAUGGGAACUCAUUUAUGGGACUGGUCAGAGAAGACACAUGUUAUGGGUGUUCUAAAUCUGACUCCCGAUAGUUUUAGUGAUGGAGGGAAGUUUUUGGAAGUUAACGUUGCAGUUUCUCAGGUCAGGUUGUUGAUCUCAGAAGGGGCAGAUAUUAUUGAUAUUGGUGCUCAAUCUACACGCCCUAAUGCAAGUCGGCUUUCUGUUGAUGAAGAACUUCAGAGGCUUAUUCCAGUAUUAGAUGCAGUUGUUAAAAUGCCUGAGGUGGAAGGGAAGCUAUUGUCAGUCGAUACAUUCUAUGCAGAAGUUGCAUCUGUAGCGGUAAACAGAGGGGUUCAUAUUGUUAACGACGUCUCUGGUGGACAGCUUGACCCUAAAAUUUUGAGUGUAGUAAGAGACCUUGGUGUUCCUUAUAUUGCAAUGCAUAUGAGAGGUGAUCCAACUACCAUGCAAAGUAAUGAAAAUUUGAAGUAUGAAGAUGUUUGUGAGCAAGUUGCUUCUGAAUUAUAUAACCGGUUGCAUGAAGCCGAAUUAGCAGGAAUUCCCAUAUGGCGGAUAAUAAUUGACCCUGGCAUUGGCUUCUCAAAGAAAACUGAACACAACUUGGAACUAAUUAUGGGUCUAUCAAACAUCCGGAGAGAAAUUGGUAAGAAAAGCUUGGCUGCUUCACAUGUGCCAAUCUUGCUUGGACCAUCUAGAAAAAGAUUUUUGGGUGACAUCUGCAACCGUAGAAGUCCUGAUGAGAGAGAUCCUGCCACCAUUGCUGCCGUCACAGCUGGCAUUUUGGCUGGUGCUAAUAUCAUCAGGGUUCAUAAUGUUGGCUAUGGUCUGGAUGCUGCGAAGGUCUGUGAUGCAAUGCUUAAACAACAAAAAUCAAUUAGCUAAGAGAUAUGCCUAUACAUGCCAAUUUGAUCUUUUCUAUAAAUUAAAUUUUCAUGAUCACCCAUAAUCCUGGUGGUCAGUGACUGAUUCCUCAUUGAGAAAUGUGUAACGGAAAGCGUUUUCCCCCUUCUGGCUUAGGUAUUUAAUGACUUCCUUGCUGGGAUUCGUUCAGUUGCAAGCCACUUCCCAGGACUGACUCAUGUAACAGUUCCACACUUAAUAUUCUACAAAUAAAAUAUUUAAAGUUUUUGAACGAAUUUAAUUUUUUUACUACUUGUGAAUCUUGAUCUUUCCUCUCUUGUUUGAAAAUCUUAUAUAUGGUGAUUUGUUUUAUUGAUUCAAUAUUCAGCACUCUA
Molecule: messenger RNA, 2513 nt
Organism: Musa acuminata subsp. malaccensis (wild Malaysian banana)
Lineage: Eukaryota; Viridiplantae; Streptophyta; Magnoliopsida; Zingiberales; Musaceae
Source: RefSeq, a predicted model, not a curated record